UCUCAACGUUGCCUGUGUAAGUUGUGUUGAGCAAGAGAUCUGAAGCUGUCGGUGCAUGUAAACAAGGUGCAUGCGGUUAAUGAAAGUUUCCUUUUGUAAACGACGUUUUUCUGAACGUCGCCGUCGUGACUACUUGUAUUUGUUUAAUAUUUUUUUUGAGGAACCAAAGUUGAAUUUUUGACUUAAAUGAAAGGAGUUAGUGCAAUCAGUGCAGUCAAAGCUUUCGAAGCAUUUCUGCUUACGAAGUGAUUUCUUCUGCAGACCGAUUAACCCGAUGUUAUAUCGCUAGUUAAGUGAAAUGAUUUGCCGAAUUGGUCUAAGGAUGGUUCUUCUCGUUGCAUCUUUAUUUAUCGUCCACCUGCUGUCUCCAACAACCGCUGAACAGUGUGGAACGGAAUAUUCCAUUUUCGGCAUGAUGUUGAUGAGACACAAUUUUAAGACGAUGAAAACGUCUAGCGCAAUGGAGUGUUUACAUGCUUGUAGGGACGACGUGAGGUGUCAGAGCCUGAACUACGUCAUGGGGGAAGAUAGCUGUGAGUUGAAUGACCGCACCAAUAAGGCCAGACCUGAGCAUUUUGUGCCAGAUCUAUUCCGAUAUUAUCUUACACGAGACAAGAAUAGGGUCCCUCUCGGUUCCAUACCGGAGGUACCUGCGGAGACAUGUAGAGAAAUCAAGUUGAGUGAAGGUCACACAAUCAGUGGCAGCUAUUGGUUGAAUUCGAUUGUUAAUGGCAAAUCCCUACUUGCUCAGUGUGAUAUGGAGACAGAAGACGUUGACGAGUGUAGUGCUGACGUCCAUAUUUGUGGCUCUAAUGCAAACUGCACAAAUACCAACGGCUCUUAUUACUGUUCCUGUCAUUCUGGUUUCACUAGAAGUGGCAAAGAAUGUGUAGAUAUAGAUGAAUGUACAGCUGGUGUUCACACUUGCCUUCGUGGAACAGCCACGUGCAUUAACACUAUUGGUUCGUACAACUGUUCUUGUAACCUUGGUUAUGUUGGGGAUGGAAGAACAAGUUGUUAUGUGCAGUCAGCCG
Molecule: messenger RNA, 1034 nt
Organism: Pocillopora verrucosa
Lineage: Eukaryota; Metazoa; Cnidaria; Anthozoa; Scleractinia; Pocilloporidae
Source: RefSeq, a predicted model, not a curated record